Messenger RNA from Dromiciops gliroides (monito del monte), 2690 nucleotides. RefSeq names its product golgi associated kinase 1A (gene GASK1A). Bases 1 to 2565 code for a protein of 854 amino acids. Lineage: Eukaryota; Metazoa; Chordata; Mammalia; Microbiotheria; Microbiotheriidae. The record is from RefSeq and is a predicted model, not a curated record. The transcript is spliced from 11 exons. Gene Ontology annotation, cellular component: Golgi apparatus.
AUGGCCUGCAUUCUACCCGGGAAGCACGAAUUAAGCGCCUACUGCAUGUCAGGCACUGCAGCAAGUCCUAAGCAAGGGCUGGAGACCCAACCCCCAACCAGCUUCUGCCCUCAGAGAGCUGCCAUUCCCCUGGGGGAAAGGACUUGGGGUGAUGUGGGAAGCUGGCAGGAAGAGGCUUCCAUCGGUUCUGACGAACGUCAGGGCUACCAAGCAGGGCUCACACCGCUCUCAUCUCACGAAUGGAACAAAAUGGUUCAGUCCUUGGCUCAGUUCUUGGUUCACAUGACAAGGUUCCAGAAGCAGCACAGACCAGGCUACCUCGGGCUCUUUACUGAAGGUGGCUCAGCAUGGGUAGCCUUGGGGUCCAUUCCUACCAGGGGCUACCCCGACAAGGCAGAACCAGCCCAAGCUUCUGAGCCUAGAAGAAGAGCCUUCCCAGAGGGCCAACUUGUGUUCUACUUGUAUAGCAUUUCAGGAGCCCAAGAAUCACAGACUCUGGACGUGGUUCUCAGUCUUGGCAGCCCCUCUCCUCAGCACAUUCACCCCUGUGGAGAUGGGCGGCCAUCUCUUUUUAAAUCACGGUGCCGCCUGAAUCAUGCAGCCACAUCCUUCCAGACGGGGUACCUGCUGGCCUCUGAGAAGGGGGAACGCCUGAAUAGCAACGCUGGGGAGAGCGUCCCAGCUCACCACCUGCACUCUGCCACGUGGACCUCGGCUGCUCCAGCUCACUUGUUGGGGAGCCAGAUGGCUUCCUGGCUCUGGAGGAGGCUGCGUGGGAAAAGGCGACCUCUCACCGGCUUUUGCUUCUUCCUGGCCCUGUCCAUGGCAGCCCUCACCGGCUUCUCCCCAGGCCUCCCAGCCCACGACCCCGGGGCUCCUGCGGAGUCUCCUCAAUGGGCCGGCCGACCCCUCAGGGGGGUGGGGGCCGUUCCUCCAGCCCCAAGCUCCAGUCAGGGUCAGGAGGUGGCAGCCAUGGGCCCCUGGGAAGGAUGGGCCUCCCUGAGGAACUCCAGUUUGGUCUGCAAGGACGAUGGGGGCUCCAGAGGCAGCGCGGGCCCCGGCCGUCCCCAUCCUGGUGAGUCCCAGACAUCCCGGGGCCGGGCCAGGAGGGAUGCUGUGGCUGCUGCUGCCGUCGCUGUCGCUCUGAGAGACCCCAGAGGCACGAGACACCUGGGCACGAGCAGGAAGGAUGCCGGGGGCCCUUUGGCUUUGAAGCAUGCCCGGCAUGGUGACCGCUUCCCGGAGCUGCCCAUCCAGAAGGUCUCUCCUGCUGCCUCUCCCGAAAGAAGCGUCAUCCGGAGGGCUUUGCCAGCUGGGAGGCCCCUUAUCACAGCCCUCCUUGGGGGCGUCAGACCUGCUCAGGGUUGGCCCACCCCACCUCAUCCAGACGUUCAGGUGGUUGGAGCUGGGAAGGGGGACUGGGGUCCGAGGGACGAGGGGCGAGCUGGCAGCUCUGCCCAGGGCCGGACAGCUGGUUUGUGGCCAGGUUCUGCCGAAGAACUUCGGGGCUCUGUCUGGUGUGCCGCUGGGAUGACUGGGAAGGAUAGCCAUAAAGGGGCGGGUGAAAUCCCGCCGUGGUUCACAGAGGAUGACGUGUGGAAGAUGAGGCUGCUGGCCCAGGGAGAGGUGACCGGCACAGCGAGGGUCCCCGGGCAUGGGCAGGUCCUCCGAGUCGGUCUCUCUAAGGACAAUGUCCACGAUGCCUUUCCCCCUGACCUCAGCCAGCAGUGCUCGGAGGGACUCUGUGGGCUGAUCAAGCGGCCCAAGGACCUCUUUGAGGUCCUCUCCUUUCACCUGGACCGGGUGCUCGGCUUGUCCCGCAGUUUGCCCGUGGUAGCGAGACACUUUCACAGCCCCCUGCUGCCCUACCGCUUCACCAGGGGAGAGGCCCGUCCUGUGGUCUGGUGGGCCCCUGACAUCUGGCACCUGAAGGACAGUGACAAUGAUCAGAACUCCUUUGCCCUGGGAUGGCUGCAGUACCAGGCCCUGCUCCGGCUCCGCUGCGGCAUGGCCGGCUCUGGGGCUCCGCUGGGGGAGGCCCCCUGCUUGGGCAUCCACCACACCGAGUGGGCACGGCUAGCCCUCUUCGAUUUCCUCCUCCAGGUCCACGACCGCCUGGAUCGCUACUGUUGUGGCUUUCAGCCUGAGCCGUCUGACCCGUGCCUAGAAGAAAGACUCCGAGAGAAAUGCCGAAAUCCAAGCGAGCUGCUGCUCGUCCAUAUCCUGGUGAGGGAGAGUGACCCGUCCCGCCUGGUGUACAUCGACAAUGCUGGCAAACCUUUGCACCCAGAAACCAAACUCAACUUCAGGCUUCUCGAGGGCAUCGAUGGAUUUCCUGAAUCAGCGGUGAACAUUCUUGCCUCCGGAUGCUUGGAGAAUAUGCUCCUGAAGUCACUGCGGAUGGACCCCGAGUUCUGGGAGAGCCAAGGUGGGCUCCAGGGCCUGAAGCCUUUGCUUCAAACCAUCGAGGGGAGAGGACAGAUCCUGCUGGAGCACAUCCGGGACCGCAACUUAACCCUCUUCAGGGAGGAGGCUCAGGGGGGGCACCGAGAGCUACUCACCUGAUUAGCACCAGACCUGAUGGUGGAAAACCAGGAGGAUGGACCUGCAGGCAGGGAUCAUAUCUUCAGGACCCGCUGUGUUAAAAACCAUAACGGUGCAUGUUCCCACAGUGCAAACGAAAUGUGUAG